AUGGACGACCGCUUAUAUCUCGAAAAAGUGUUUCUAUUGAAGGCUGAAUUGAAACGAGCUUUGAGCAUGUUGGCACUAAAAGAGCAUUUUGAGUUUAGAGUUAAAAAGUCAUGUCAUGCUCGUUUUGAGGUUGGUUGUAAGGAUAAGGCAUGCAAGUUUGCUUUGCGUGCAACGAAGUUGCCUAAGGGAGAAUAUUGGCAUUUUCGGACGUUGCAUAAGAAAAUAAUGGAAGAGAUGAAUCGUAAGUGGGGAUUGCGAUGCCUAUAUGGUAAGGCCUGGCAAGCGAAGGAGUACGUAGAGAGUUUUGUGUUCGAUCCGCCGGAAGAGUCAUUCCAACUCCUCCUCUCAUAUUUCCAUAUGUUGGAACGUGAAAAUCUUGGUACUGUGACGUGUGUCACUAUUGAUAGGGAACAACAAUUCAAAUAUUGUUUCUGGGCGUUCGGGUCAUGUAUUCGGGGGUUCAGUGCUAUAAUGCGGCCUGUAGUUGCUAUUGAUGCCACACAUCUGAAAGGCAGAUUCAAGGGUAUUCUGUUUGUGGCGCAUCUUGGCAUUAAGAAUGUAGUUGAGAAAGUGUACAAAGACACUCAUCACGGUCUAUGCAAUUACCAUUUAGGGAAAAACGUUAAAAACAGGUUCAAGCACGAAGAUGUUGCAGUGAUUUUCACCAUGGCCGCCAACUACUAUAGGGCACGUGCACAGUCAUCAGUAAGGCGAUGCAAGCUAAUGACAUCCAAGACUGUGGAGUGUGUUAACUCCUGCUUGAGGCAUGCAAGAAAAAUGCCAAUAACAAUCUUGAUCGAGUGCAUUAGAGGCAUGUUUCAACGUUGGUUCCAUGAUCAGCACAAUGAGGCAUUGAAUUUGACCACGCCCCUCAACCCUUGGGCUACCGAUUUGUUGAACAGACGGUUCAAUGAAGCAUGUCACUUUUUCGUACAAGCAAUCGAUUGGGUGAAGUUUCAAGUUAUAGGCGAGAGUAAGGACAGAGUUGUGAACCUCUCCACCAAGGAGUGUUCGUGCGGUGAGUUCCAGUUCGAUCUACUCCCCUGCACUCAUGCCAUGGCGACAAUAAGUAAAUGCAAAUGUGCAGCAAUUGAAUUUUGCUCAGACUACUACAAGACUCCGUUUUGGGCGGAAGGAUAUGCAGUUCCCAUUCGCCUAGUUGGGCAUCCCAGUGAGUGGGACAUCCCCGAUGACGUUCAACAAAAUGUCGUUUUGCCACUAAGUUGGCUAAGUCAAGCGGGAAGACCUAGGAGGAAAAGGAUUCCAUCAGUUGGGGAAGGCAGCGGACGACGUAGAUGUUCACAAUGCAAGAACUAUGGUCAUAAUAGACAAAAUUACCGGACUCCGUUUGCAUCUCUACCGACAAACUGGGAAACAUCAUCUGCUUAG
Messenger RNA from Theobroma cacao (cacao), 1389 nucleotides. RefSeq lists its product as uncharacterized. The record is from RefSeq and is a predicted model, not a curated record. Gene Ontology annotation, molecular function: zinc ion binding. NCBI's taxonomy places the organism in Eukaryota, Viridiplantae, Streptophyta, Magnoliopsida, Malvales, Malvaceae.